Molecule: messenger RNA, 2759 nt
Organism: Pseudoliparis swirei
Lineage: Eukaryota; Metazoa; Chordata; Actinopteri; Perciformes; Liparidae
Exons: 5
Coding region: 1864-2415 (183 amino acids)
Biological process (GO): vesicle-mediated transport; intracellular protein transport
Cellular component (GO): cytoplasm; plasma membrane
Molecular function (GO): GTPase activity; GTP binding
Source: RefSeq, a predicted model, not a curated record
CGAUUAUAAUAAUAUAAUAUAUUUUUAAAAACAUAUUUAAAUAUAUUAUAUGUUUUAUAUAAAUAUUAGGGCUGUGAAACGAUUACAAUUUUUAAUCGGGUUAAUCACAGGUUUCUGUGGAUUAAUCAUGAUUAAUCACAUGUAUACAUUUACAGGGCUCUCAAGACAGGCAAGAGCUCAGAGAAGAGUUGUUGACAGGGGCGGGGGGGGUGCAAGUGACUUUUUUUCGUCCCGAUGUGCGCGCACACGCCGGCAUCCGAGCUCUGCGGCGCGCGAGACGGAGAUCGGAGUCGUGUUAACACUAGAGACAGAAUGACAUGCUGCUGGUUCGAGACGACCAACAACAGACGGAUUGGAAGCUCAUUCUGCACAUGCGUUAAAUGCGUUUAAAAAAAACCUAGUUAAUCCUGUAAUUUAAUUAACUGAGUUAACGCGUUAUUUUUCACAGCACUAAUAUAUAUAUAUAAGUAUUAUUAUAUUGUAACACAAUAAUCCAAUUAUAUAAAUAUAUAUUACUCUGAAAUAUGUAAUCACUGUAUAAAUGUACUCCCACUAUACUGCAUGUGAUGGUGGUUGACUUUGACCCUUCAGACCCUCCAUUUGUACUAAGUACUCCAGUGUUGUACUUGUACUUAAUUAUACAUGAAAAGUAUUUUAAAAAAGGAAAGUUAUGCAAUAUUCGGUUCAGCUUCAGUUCGUGCAGUGUUGCGCAACAGAAUAUUAACGACUCGCUGUGUCCAUAGAUCUCAGGCUCUCACUUCCUUUCAAAAAAGCUUGUGUGUGAUAUUGAGACUACACACACACACACACACACACACACACAUUGUGUUUAGGAACAUGCACAAUGUCAUCGUGAUAACAACUGACUCAUUGAAAGCUAGAUUCAAGGAUUGAAUAAGUCUGACGUCAUCAGCGGCCUUCAAACAAAACAAAACUCUGAGCAGGAGAUAAUAUAUAAAACUAUUUAUUAACCAGGUGCUGUUGGUUUGUUGUUUUUAAAAUGUGUUUUACAGAUUACAUGUCAAAGGCUCAUGCACAGAAAGUACUCAAAGAAACCAGAAACACACAAUCCAGGAAAACCACGUCGCACUAACUUCCUGUUUUAUAAUAAAUAAAUAAGUUACGAGUGUCACGUUGACAUCAAUUAAAAAUGCUUUAUUCAUGACAUGACGAUACUAUAAUACAAUUUAGACUUUUAGAGGGAAUAAUAUUAAUAAUAUUAAUGAUAAAAAGUUGUCCAGAUUAUUUGAGCCAACAGAAACUAUGAACAUAAACUAAAUGAGAUAUAAUUGAGGCAGGUGAUCACAGACACAUACAGGGAACACUGACUGUCAGUUCUGCCAACAGACAGGAAGAGACAGAGACUUCCGGCAGGAAGCUGUUUCUUUCUGUCAAAAUAAAAGUCAAAUAAUAGUUUAACACUGUUUCAGACCAAAUGUAUGGUUAAUUAUUUUCUAUGAUUCUCAUCAAUGCUCUAUUGCAUUGCCUCUAUAUAUACUCUUUUUUAUAUAUAUAUUACUUUCAUUUGUUAUUUAUUUGUAUCCACAACAAACAAAAAAUGUGUAUUUAAAAAAAUGGAGAAACAACAAAAAUAAGCAGUUUAUGUUCAUAUGCUAAACGAUCAUCUAAUAUAGCUCUGCAGAGAUUUUCUAAAACUUAUUUGAUUUAAUGAUAAUGCGCCUUUUAUUUUUACGGCGUGAGCGGAAGUGGGUUUUUUUCACGAUUGCAGCCGUGAUGCAGCCGCUGCCACCGUGUACCGAGCUGACAGCAGCCGGGAUGACACACACACACACACACACACACACACACACUGCUGCUCUAUAAAGCAGGACACGCACACACACACACCGAGCAGGUUGGACAAUGGGCGUCAUCAUCUCUCACCUCUUCUCCAGGUUCAUCUCCAAGACACCUGUCAGGAUUUUAAUGGUGGGUCUGGAUGCAGCCGGUAACACCACCCUGCUGUACAGACUGAAGCUGGCCGAGGUCGUCACCACCAUCCCAACCAUCGGUUUUAAUGUGGAGACGGUGGAGUACAAGAACAUCAGCUUCACAGUUUGGGAUGUUGGAGGUCAGACAGUCAUCAGACCUCUGUGGAGACAUUACUUCACCAACACACAGUUUCCUCUUCAGGGUCUGAUCUUCGUCGUCGACAGCAACGACCCCGAGAGGAUCAAAGACGCGGCCGACGAGCUUCACCUGAUGUUGGACGAGGACAAAAUGAGGGGCGUGGCCAUGCUGGUGUUUGCCAACAAACAGGAUUUGCCCAGAGCCAUGUCUGUCAGUGACAUCACAGACGGUCUGGGCCUAUCAGGAGUCUCGCAGCCGGUAGGUGUCCGUGUGUACCCACAAUGCAAUGCUGUGGUGGAGAGUAACUCUCUGCUUCAUGUGUUAAAGCUGCAUUCUCUCUUCUGACCACCAGGGGGUGACUCCUCUGGUUGUAUAGAAGUCUAUGCUUUAUGUGUUAAAGCUGCAUUCUCUCUUCUGACCACCAGGGGGAGACUCCUCUGGUUGUAUAGAAGUCUAUGCUUUAUGUGUUAAAGCUGCAUUGUCUCUAGAUAACGUAUUGAUCGUGAAAUCAACUGCACCGAUCGAUCAGAUUUUCAUAUUUUAUUUUAUUCGAUUCAGUUCAUCUGUUUGCUGUCUUUGAUUUUAUACUCUAAGUAAACAUAUAUUUAAAUUAACUAUAUAUUUGUAUCAGCUUUUUAUAAUGACCUGACCAUUUUUUUGAAACUGUAUAAAUAUAUAUAUUUUCUUUU